UUUUUCAGGGCCAUUGCAGAAGGCGCCGCGAUUUGCUUGGCCACGAUUCACCGAGAGAUCCGAUACAACGCUCGGAUUCGAUCCACGAACAGCGACGGCGGCGAUAGCGAACGCAUUCGCCGUGUAAAUGCGGCGGAGCGAAGAGGAGAUUCGCGUCGGAGAAAAUGGCGUCGGCGGCCUCUUCGAUCCAUCACCGCCCCAUCUUCUCCACGACCAUGGAGCUGAGGUGGGCGAAGCGACCCGUCACCCGCAAGCCGCACGUGCUGCGGCUCCCGCCGUCGGUCGGCCCGUCGUCCGUCCCAAUCUACAUCUCCACGAGGCCCGGCCACGUCGACCCCGGCGCCCUCAGGGACCUCUACGCCUCCUGCAACCUGUCGUGCGGCCGGUUCCCCGACGUGGGUCCCGGCCGGCGAGUCCCAGAGGAGGAAGGCGGCGGCGGCGUCCCGCUUGACAAGCUCCGCGUCGCGCUCGCCCACAGCGCCGUCGUCGUGUCCGUCUUCUGCAGGGACGAGGACUUGUCGCCGGACGCGGAGCAGAGUGCGGUGGUGGGGAUCGGAGGUUUGGUGAGUAAGGUGUUGCCGAGAGUCGAUCCGUUGGAUGGCCGGUUGGUGGGAUUUGGCCGGGCUGUUUCGGAUUUGGGGUUGACUGCUUCCAUUUACGAUGUCAUGGUUAUUCCUUCGCUUCGAGGAAUGGGAAUUGGGCGGAUGAUUGUCAAAAGAAUUGUAAGGAUCCUCACAAGUAGAGACAUAUAUGACAUAGCAGCUCUUUGUUCAGAAAAUGAGAGGCCACUUUUUGAAGCAUGUGGAUUUGGAGAUGACAUUUUGGGCUCCACGACAAUGAUGUAUACAAGGACUGCAUCCAAUGGCCAUGGAGUGGUUAAGUGCGCUGGUCCAAACCUUUUGCUGGUCCCAACGCCUAAAGAUCGCACUGCUUCCUCAACAUCUACCAACUCAUUGAACUAACAAACUCACAGUUCGGCGACUUUUGGAGUUCUUUGUCAACUCUUUCAAAGCAGACGUGAGAUUCUACUGCCUAAGUCAAAAUGGAUGUUUAUUUCGGUUAAGCUGUUGUACAGUGAAGGAGAUACAUGUACAUACUUGAAUUCUAGAGGCGAAGAUUAUGUAAAGCCAAUGCAUCCGGACCAUGGUUCUUUUGUUCUGUUUAUAAAAUGAGCUCAGGUUAAUAGGGAUGAUAUAUUUAUUACAUUUCCUUUUCUAAGGAUGCUUUUAGUAUUGUUUUUGGCUGAUCAAAUGAGCCUUUGCUCGCAAGC
Molecule: messenger RNA, 1270 nt
Organism: Eucalyptus grandis
Lineage: Eukaryota; Viridiplantae; Streptophyta; Magnoliopsida; Myrtales; Myrtaceae
Exons: 4
Coding region: 165-962 (265 amino acids)
Biological process (GO): UDP-N-acetylglucosamine biosynthetic process
Cellular component (GO): endoplasmic reticulum; endoplasmic reticulum-Golgi intermediate compartment; Golgi apparatus
Molecular function (GO): monosaccharide binding; glucosamine 6-phosphate N-acetyltransferase activity
Source: RefSeq, a predicted model, not a curated record